AACAAUGCGUUAGUUUCUUGGGUGAAAAGUUUCGCGUCGUAUUUACUCUUUCACCAUCCUAUUCUCACAAACAAGCUGGUGAACAUAUAUUAAAAAAAGUGAUAUUGGUUCAUCUCAAGUAUAAUCGAGAUAAGUUUAAUCUUUUGAUCUUCAUGGUCCGCAAGCUGUACUCUCUUGUUGCUGGUGAAUGUUCCCCAGAUAACCCAGAUUCCCCGCAAAACCAAGAAAUUCUUCUGGGCGGACAUCUUUAUGGGAUGCUUAUUAAAGAGAAACUUGGUGACUGCUUAAAUGCUAUCCGUGCAGUAAUCACUGCAGACGUCGGUAAUAAUAGGCCGGUGGAUUUCAACGAUAAAAAAUAUAUCUCUAAUGUAUUCAAUAGAUCAAAUAUAGAAAUUGGAAGAAGGUUGGCAUAUUUUCUUGCUACAGGAAAUCUUGCUUCUAGCAGUGGAUUAGAUUUGAUGCAGACUACUGGCUAUACUAUAGUAGCAGAAAAACUUAAUUUUUAUCGCUAUAUCUCUCAUUUUCGGUGUGUUCAUCGUGGAUCUUUCUUUACUCAAAUGAAAACAACCACUGUACGGAAACUUUUACCAGAGUCGUGGGAGUUGAUUCAUUUGAAUCAAUUAAUUGGCCAAGCAGGGUUUAUUUGUCCAGUACAUACUCCGGAUGGUGAACCAUGUGGAUUGCUUAACCAUCUUUCCCACACUUGUAGGAUUAUUACCAACAAGCCUAACGUGGAGAUGAUUCCAACAAUAUUGGCAGAAAUGGGUAUUAUAAACAGAUUAACAACAGGCACCCGUGAUACUAAAAAAAGUUUUUUAUGUGUGCAGUUGGAUGGAAAAAUUUUAGGCUGGUGUGAAACGGGACAUGCACAAUCAAUCGUGAAUAAGCUGCGGUUGUUAAAGUUUGAAGAUGAGAUCUCUAUUGACUUUGAAAUCGGAUAUGUUCCUCCUUCUAAUGGUGGACAAUAUCCAGGCAUUUACUUGUUUUCUGAACAAUCGCGUAUGAUGCGACCUGUCAGAUAUCUUGUCAAUAAUGAAAUUGAUAUGGUCGGAUCAUUUGAGCAGGUAUAUAUGAAUAUUGCGUGUUUACAAGAAGAUAUCAUCAAAGGUGUAACAACCCACAUAGAGAUUGAGCCUACAAGCAUGUUAAGCAUUCUAGCUAAUUUAACACCAUUUUCCGAUUACAACCAAAGCCCUCGUAAUAUGUAUCAGUGUCAGAUGGCCAAGCAAACGAUGGGUACACCUUCGACAGCAAUUAUGCAUCGAACGGAUAAUAAAUUGUAUCGACUUCAGACUGGUCAAACCCCAAUAGUACGGCCAGUGCUUCACAGUACUCUUGGUCUAGAUGGAUUUCCUAAUGGAACAAAUGCUAUUGUAGCUGUGAUUUCGUAUACUGGUUACGAUAUGGAAGAUGCGAUGAUUAUCAGUAAGUCAGCUCAUGAAAGGGGGUUCAAAUAUGGUACCAUAUACAAAUCUGAGGUAGUUAGUCUUGAUGAGAAUAGGAUGGUGAAAGA
Molecule: messenger RNA, 1513 nt
Organism: Racocetra persica
Lineage: Eukaryota; Fungi; Glomeromycota; Glomeromycetes; Diversisporales; Gigasporaceae
Source: the annotation of a GenBank genome assembly